ACCAUCACCGCCAUCAAUUGUGAGUUAGCAUAAGAAUCCGUUCAUGGCUUCUACCACCUUCGUUGCCGUACUCUUCCUCUGCUCCUUCCUCUUCCUGCUCGCUCCGACGCACUCCGAUGGCGCCGUCCCUCCUUCUGCCGCCCCCGUCGACCCUUCCGUCGCUUGCAACUCCUCCGUCGAUCCCAAGUUCUGCAGGAGUGUGCUCCCGCGGCGAGGUAGCCUCUAUGACUACGGCCGGUUCUCUCUGGCCAAGUCCCUCUCGGACGCCCGCAAGUUUUUCGACUUGGUCGGCCGCUACCUCGCCGGGCACUCGGCGUUGUCUCCGACCGCCGUCUUGGCCCUCCAGGAUUGCCAGCUCCUCUCGAGCCUCAACAUCGACUUCCUGACUUCGGCCGGGGCUGCAUUGAACUACACCGACACGCUGCUCGACCCUCAGGCGGAGAAGCUUCAGACCCUGCUCUCCGCGCUGGUGACCAACCAGCAGACCUGCUCCGACGGACUGCAGGCGACCGCGGGGGCGUGGUCCGUCAAGAACGGCCUCGCGGUUCCCAUCUCCAACGGCACGAAGCUCUACGGCAUGUCGCUGGCGCUCUUCAACAAGGCUUGGAAGAACAGGGGGCGCAGCAAGGGAAACCACUCUGCCUCAAAACUCAUCCCGCACCGCAGAGGGCUGCUCUUCCAUGAAGCUAAGGUUGACGGCGAUCGCCGGAUACCCCUGAGGAUGUCGGCCCCGAAAAGAGAGCUGUUCGAGAGGUGGAGCGGCCGGCGGCUGCUCCAGACCGUCACGGACACCGUUUUGGUGUACGAUGUUGUGGCGGUGAGCCAAGAUGGAACGGGGAACUACACCACCAUCACCGACGCCGUCAACUCGGCACCCAGUAACCUCGACGGGACCACCAACGGUUACUACUUGAUAUACGUCGCCGCCGGCGUCUACCAGGAGUACGUCGUCGUCGGGAAGCGCAAAACGUACUUGAUGAUGAUCGGCGAGGGUAUCAACCGCACCGUCGUCACCGGUAGCCACAAUGUGGUUGACGGUGGGACUACCUUUAACUCCUCAUCCUUCGCGGUGGUGGGACAAGGGUUCGUGGCCAUCAACAUGACCUUCCAGAACACGGCCGGUCCGGCCAAGGGUCAGGCCGUCGCAGUCCGGAACGGGGCCGAUCUCUCCACCUUCUACCUCUGCAGCUUCGAGGGCUACCAAGACACGCUCUACACGCACUCGAUGCGGCAAUUCUACCGCGAGUGCGACAUCUACGGCACCGUCGACUACAUCUUCGGCAACGCCGCGGUGGUCUUCCAGAGCUGCAACGUCUACUCCCGCCUGCCGCGACCCGGGCAGAGCAACACCGUCACCGCCCAGGGCCGGAGCGACCCCAACCAGAACACCGGCACCUCGAUGCUGUCCUGCAGAUUUCUCGCUGCCGACGACCUUGCCGCCGGAGGCGGCUCGACGAGGACGUACCUCGGCCGGCCGUGGAGGCUCUACUCGAGGACGGUGAUCGCGGAGUCGUUCGUGGACGCGUUGGUCGACCCGGCAGGUUGGCUGCCGUGGAACGGCAACUUUGCGCUGGAUACGUUGUACUAUGGGGAGUUCGGCAACACCGGGCCCAGCGCCGGCACGGCCGACCGGGUUACGUGGCCGGGAUUCCAUGUGAUUAGCGAAGGCGACGCGGCCAAUUUCACGGUGAGCAACUUCAUUCUGGGAGACAACUGGUUGCCGCAGGCAGGAGUGCCUUAUGACAGCGGGUUGCUCUAAUAGAUUAGUGAUUAGCCAAAGUGUAAACUUGAUUCAUAUUUGAUUCACGCUUAAAUAAUAAUCAAUUGGUGUUCUUUAAUGUGGUAGUCAAAUUAAUAUUGUCUUUUGUAAACGUUGAUGCACAUAAAAUAGAAUUUUGGGGA
Molecule: messenger RNA, 1902 nt
Organism: Zingiber officinale
Lineage: Eukaryota; Viridiplantae; Streptophyta; Magnoliopsida; Zingiberales; Zingiberaceae
Product: pectinesterase-like
Exons: 3
Coding region: 44-1759 (571 amino acids)
Biological process (GO): cell wall modification
Molecular function (GO): pectinesterase inhibitor activity; pectinesterase activity
Source: RefSeq, a predicted model, not a curated record